Molecule: messenger RNA, 732 nt
Organism: Annulohypoxylon maeteangense
Lineage: Eukaryota; Fungi; Ascomycota; Sordariomycetes; Xylariales; Hypoxylaceae
Product: pyridoxamine 5'-phosphate oxidase
Exons: 2
Coding region: 1-633 (210 amino acids)
Source: RefSeq, a predicted model, not a curated record
AUGGCAUCCUUCUCGAAUGCGGAUACCGGCAACAAGUCUUCUGGGCAAUACUAUGAAAAGAAUGUCGACAACGACGUGACUCUAAAGGAAAAGGUCGAAACCCUCGUUAAGUUCGUCUCGUCGUGCAAAUUCGGCAUGAUGACAACGCAUGAUGUGGUGAGCGGCAAGCUAGUGUCUCGCUGCAUGGCCAUCGCAGGCAAGGAGGGUGGCGACAUAGACCUCACCUUCACCACGAAUACCGAAUCACACAAGACCGACGAGCUCAAGGCCGACAAGCACACCAACAUAUCCUUCUGCGACAGCUCAGGCCAAUGGGCUUCAUUCGCAGGCAACGCCAGCAUCGAAACCGACCGAGACGCCGUGAAGAAGUUCUACAGCCCGACGCUGAAAGCAUGGCUCGGGGACCUCGGCGACGGCAUCCACGACGGAUCGGCAGACGACCCGCGGAUCGGAGUCUUGAGAGUCAGGACCAGCUCGGUGACGUACGCGAUCACGGAUAAGACGCUGGCGGGGAGGAUGGCUGAGGUGGCUAAGGGGACGAUUACCGGGGAGCCGGCUCGGGUUAAUAAGCUGCGGGAGAUUAGCGAGGGUGAGGUUCGGCAGUGGAGGGCUACGGCUGCGAAGGAGGGUUAGGACGGGACGGGAUGAGACUUUGGGGCGCGGCUGUGCGUCUUGUUUUAGGUAUUGUAACGUUAGGUACCUAGUAGGCAAUGGCUAACUCGCCAUAACUAC